Messenger RNA from Botrytis byssoidea, 1956 nucleotides. RefSeq lists its product as uncharacterized. The record is from RefSeq and is a predicted model, not a curated record. Lineage: Eukaryota; Fungi; Ascomycota; Leotiomycetes; Helotiales; Sclerotiniaceae. Gene Ontology annotation, biological process: chromatin remodeling. Gene Ontology annotation, cellular component: Ino80 complex; nucleus. The coding region runs from base 163 to 1296 and encodes 377 amino acids. The transcript is spliced from 3 exons.
UGAUGCUCUAAAUAUAUGCUUCAUUCUUAUUCAAUAAUCAAUCUCGGUUCUGCGACGACGGUGAUCCUUUUCCUGAUUUUGUUGCAACAACAACAAUUUCAUCGACAAUCAUCCCAUCAAGAAAUCGCUACGAUUCCAUAUUUAAGGAUAAUAUAGUCGAACAUGACGUCGUCCCUCGAUGAAGAAAUCUUGGGUGAGGAUAUUACAGAACACGAGGAAGGUGCUCAAAGCAGUCCGCCCGAUGAAGUCAAACCGCCGCCAUACAAGUCGUUUCGAAAGAAGUAUCGCAAGAUGCGAAUAAAGUUCGAUGAAGCCAUGCGCCAAAGUAAUCAUUUAUUCAUGGAGGAGCAGUUGGCGGAUGAGACAGCGAAGAAGUUGGCGCGCGAAAAUGAUCGGCUCAUGGAUUUACUACUAGAUAUUAAUAACUCUGCUCAAAUACCAGCCGAUAAGCGCAUCGAUUUGAGCCUUGGUGGACCUGCUCUUGCGGACGUUCCUGCUCUAGUCACAAAAGAAGAGCUUGCGAAAGCUGCCGAAGACACAUCACCUGAAGGUCAAGCCCUUUACAAAGAGCUUCAGGAUUUAUUGAAGGACAAAGAUGACACGAAUACCACGGACAAACCAACCCAAUCUCUUGCGAAGCUCAUGUCGACCGUGCCACACAUAUCUUUGAUGAAUUCUCACGUCUCUCCUGAAUCGUUGGCUGAUUUUGAGCCUCAGCCUGGCAAGAAGUAUCCAAUUGGUUACAUGUCUCUGGAAGAAAUGGAUAUAUACCUCCACGAAGUUGAUGCGUCAAUUAAUAUAGUCCCUGGCAUGGCGACCGUUGUCUAUCCUCCUACAGCACAAGAUGUCACACUCAAGAAUCCACAUAGUGUUCUCAACUGGCUUCGACGUCAUGAACCUAAGAUAUUUCUCCAAGAUGGUGAAGGUCCUAUCGAAAAAAUAAAUACCAAACCUGGUGCUCUACGUGGAGCAGGAAAACGCAUUCAUAUUCCCGCGCCCGCCCGUCAAGAUUCCUUGGAAAUUGUUGAAGAGGAUGGUAUUGGCUAUGAUGCUACUUUAAGUGGAAACAGCUCUAAAAUAAAACGAAAGCGAGAUGCCGAAGAUGAUGGUGGAUAUACACCCAAAUCCGGUAACCCAAUCAAUAAGACUAAGAGGCAAAGGCCGUCCAAAAAGAAGUCUGAUCCACCCGGCGAAUCAACUCCUUCCUCGAGUUCAAGAAAGAGCAAAUCGAGAGCAAAACUUCCAUCGCCUGUCGACACGGGUCCAACCCCGCAUCCUUUUGGUCCAAUCGAUUAAACGAUUCUUGUGUCAUUGAACAUGGGUCAUCUGAACGUACUUCAAGGAAUUGCGACUCAAAUCUUCAAGGAGGUAUAGAACUUGAAGAACUGCAGUUAUAAUUCGGAAAAUUUGAUAUAUUGAGACUGUAUUUUAUAGGAAGGAAAGGGAGCUUUUAUGAUGAACGGAUGGAUUACUUUCUUGGAGUUAGGGGCAAGGGAUUGAUAUCUGGCUCGCUUCUAAAUGCAAAGGGUUUAGGAAAGAUGCAUCAUUUGUACGAUACCGGGGGAAAGGAAAAUAUUGAGGAAUCGAUGGCUUAUCGUUUCUCCAAAGAUUUAUAGAGGAUAGUUAAGGAAUGAGUAAAAGUAAAGGAAUGAUGCUUAUUAGGUACUUUCAUGAUUAAUUAAUUUGGGAUGAUUAUGGCUACUUGAUAUUGAUAUGUAUGCAUCGAUGAUUUGUUCAAGGAGAAUAUAUAUAUCAUCAAGAUGCGCUGGUCAAAGGGAAAAGGGAUAGAAGUAUUAGCGAGAGAAAAGCUACCUAGUUAGAUGUCAGAUCUCUUUGAGAGUAAAGGUUAGGAUGACGAUGAUAUCAUUGAAAUAGGGUCUACACCUGACAGGCUACCUCAUCAGCAUAGUCUAACAAAAUUCGUGCUUGGACAUUGAAUUCUUAAAAUCAGAAUGU